This is a messenger RNA of Phoenix dactylifera (date palm), 2695 nucleotides long. RefSeq names its product vacuolar-sorting receptor 1-like. Gene Ontology annotation, molecular function: calcium ion binding. The record is from RefSeq and is a predicted model, not a curated record. NCBI's taxonomy places the organism in Eukaryota, Viridiplantae, Streptophyta, Magnoliopsida, Arecales, Arecaceae.
GUCAAGUUUGAAAAUUCCAAGGAGAGGAAGCUGCAAAGGCAAACACGUCGCUGCGAUCAGUCCUGCCGCUACGAAAAGAAUACCACCGCUUCGCUCCCAUCUCAAACCCUAGAACCAAUAAAAGACUCCCCUUUUUUGGAGAGAUCCGACUUUCCAAUUCGAGUUUGCUUCAUUUAUUCCGUCCAUCCUUAAAUAGCGAUCAAUAUCUCACCAAUCGGUUAUCUUCAAAAUCUGAUCUUUCGAGGGGAAAAUUAGCUAUCUAGACGCUGUUUUUCUUGGAUUUUUGAGCUGCCCGCAGAAAAAUUUGGUUUUCUGAUCUGAUUUUUCUUUCUAGAUCUAGUUUCUGAGCUAAAGAUUGGAUUUUUAUGAUCGUGGUUUGUCUAAUUGAAGUUUUAGACGUAUCGAUCUGGAUUUUUCUCCCUAAGUGAGCUUUUAGGGUUGAGUUUAACUUAUCGUUUUUCUGGGAGACUACGGUUGGGUUUUUGGAUGUGGGGAACAAUGAGAGGAAAGCUGUGGUUUUCGGUCUGGGUUCUGUUUCUCUGGGGCUCUUCUUUGGGGAGAUUUGUGGUAGAGAAGAAUAGCUUGAAGGUGACUUCACCUGAAUCACUGAAAGGGAUCUAUGAGUGUGCUAUUGGGAAUUUUGGUGUUCCCCAGUAUGGUGGGACGAUGGUCGGGAUCGUGGUCUAUCCGAAGGCGAAUAGAAAAGCUUGCAGCAAAUUUGAUGAUUUUGACAUCUCCUUCAAAUCUAAGCCAGGAAGUUUCCCCACUUUUCUUCUUGUGGACAGAGGAGAUUGCUACUUUACGGCAAAGGCAUGGAAUGCACAGAAUGCAGGAGCUGCUGCAAUCCUUGUUGCUGAUGAUAAGGUAGAACCUUUAAUAACAAUGGACAUGCCUGAAGAAGAAAGUGGCGGGGCAGAUUAUCUUCAAAACAUCACAAUUCCUUCAGCACUUAUUAGCAAGAGCUUUGGUGAUAAUCUAAAAAAAGCACUAGAUAAUGGUGACAUGAUUAAUGUCAAUUUAGAUUGGAGGGAAUCUCUACCUCAUCCUGAUGAGCGUGUGGAGUAUGAGUUUUGGACCAACAGCAAUGAUGAAUGUGGCCCAAAAUGUGACAGUCAAAUUGAAUUUGUAAAGAGCUUCAAGGGACCAGCACAAAUACUGGAGAAAAAGGGCUAUACCCAGUUCACACCACAUUACAUUACUUGGUACUGUCCUGAAGCUUUUAUCCUGAGCAAACAGUGUAAAUCGCAGUGCAUCAACCAUGGCAGAUAUUGUGCCCCUGAUCCAGAACAGGACUUCAGCAGAGGCUAUGAUGGGAAAGAUGUGGUGAUCCAAAACUUGCGCCAGGUCUGCGUAUUUAAGGUUGCUAAUGAAAGUGGGAAGCCUUGGCUGUGGUGGGAUUAUGUGACUGACUUCUCAAUCAGGUGCUCGAUGAAGGAAAAGAAGUACACAAAGGAAUGUGCUGAAGAAGUAAUCCAAUCACUGGGUGUUGAUCUCAAGAAGAUAAAUAAAUGUGUUGGAGAUCCUGAUGCUGAUGAAGAAAACCCUGUGCUUAAAGCUGAACAAGAUGCUCAGAUUGGGAAAGAUUCACGUGGUGAUGUUACCAUACUACCAACCCUUGUCAUUAACAAUAGACAAUACAGAGGUAAGCUGGACAAGGGUGCCGUGCUUAAAGCAAUCUGUGCAGGUUUCCAGGAGACCACUGAGCCAGCUGUUUGUUUGAGUGAAGAGAUAGAGACAAACGAGUGCUUGGAAAACAAUGGUGGAUGCUGGCAAGAUAAAGCUGGAAAUAUCACUGCUUGCAGGGAUACUUUUCGUGGAAGAGUAUGUGAGUGCCCUGUCGUGCAAGGUGUAAAGUUUGUUGGUGAUGGAUACACCCACUGUAGAGCUUCUGGAUCUGGACGGUGUGAAAUUAACAAUGGAGGCUGUUGGAAGAAAACCAAAGAUGGCAAGACAUUCUCUGCCUGUGUCGAUGAUGGAUGCAAAUGCCCACCCGGCUUCAAGGGUGAUGGGGUCAACACUUGUGAAGAUAUUGAUGAAUGCAAAGAAAGGAUUGCUUGUCAAUGUUCAGCAUGCAAAUGCAAGAACACGUGGGGAAGUUUCGAGUGCAGCUGUAGUGGUGAUCUGUUGUACAUUAAGGAGCAUGACACAUGCAUAAGUAAAAAGGCAGCUGCAGAGAUUGGCUGGAGCUUUUUGUGGGUUAUUUUCUUUGGUCUGGCAGUAGCAGGAGUGGGAGCCUAUAUGGUGUACAAGUACAGAAUCCGGAGCUACAUGGAUUCAGAGAUACGUGCCAUCAUGGCUCAGUACAUGCCAUUGGACAAUCAAGGGGAAGCCCCCAAUCAUAUCCCUCAUGGGGACAUCUGAGUUGCAACAGCCUCUUGUGGGAAGGAGAGCGGUUUUACAAAAACAAAAAAUGCUCGUCUGCCACCCAGUUGCCUGUUUAAUUGGGUUGUAUUUGUACUAGUGGGGCUAGGUUUCGCUCAGGUUGGUAUUGUUGCUACUCCCUUGAUUAUGGGGAAUCUAGGCAGCUUUAGUGUAAAUUUGAAGUUCGUUCAUGCCACCAUUUUAAUCUCUGAAGUGGUGGUGCAGGUCUGUAAUGCUCUCCUGCUGUUAUAACUUUUGCACCACAUAUCUACCUGAUGAAUAAUGUGAAUUUCUCCCUCAUUAAAUUGUCAGAUAAAGCAAAAUUGAAUCUUAU